Molecule: messenger RNA, 1461 nt
Organism: Labeo rohita (rohu)
Lineage: Eukaryota; Metazoa; Chordata; Actinopteri; Cypriniformes; Cyprinidae
Gene: sirt2
Product: sirtuin 2 (silent mating type information regulation 2, homolog) 2 (S. cerevisiae)
Exons: 16
Coding region: 135-1274 (379 amino acids)
Molecular function (GO): histone deacetylase activity, NAD-dependent; NAD+ binding
Source: RefSeq, a predicted model, not a curated record
CCCAUAUCAACUUUAGCCACCCAAUGAAAUACUAGCGACGCGCACAAGCAAUUGUCCCUUUAAUAAAAAAACAGUUCUGUCAUCUCUGAACUUUAUGUGUUUUGGAGUUUUUAGUACUGUUUUAAAGCGGAUAGAUGUCUGAAGAGGUUUCUAAAAGGGCAGAAGAGGAGGCUGACACACCAGAUCUCGAGGGUCAGUCUGACGACAGCAGUGACGAGGGUGACGCUUCAGGAGAUACUGAAAUGGAUUUCCUACGGAGUCUCUUCUCACGAACUCUUGGCCUGAGUUCUGGAGAGAAAGUCUUGGAUGAGCUCACCCUGGAUGGGGUCGCCCGCUAUAUCUUGAGUGGCAAAUGCAAGAAAAUUAUCUGUAUGGUUGGAGCUGGAAUAUCUACAUCUGCUGGAAUCCCAGAUUUCCGCUCUCCCGGCACUGGUCUAUAUGCCAAUUUGCAGAAGUACAAUCUGCCUUACCCAGAGGCCAUCUUUCAGAUCGACUAUUUCAAGAAACAUCCAGAGCCCUUUUUUGCUCUAGCUAGAGAACUCUACCCAGGACAGUUUAAGCCCACAGUGUGUCACUAUUUCAUGAAGAUGCUGAAGGACAAAGGUCUACUGGCUCGCUGUUACUCUCAGAAUAUCGAUACUUUAGAGAGAGUUGCAGGUCUGGAAGGAGAGGACCUGAUUGAAGCUCAUGGUACAUUUCACACCUCUCACUGUGUGAGCUUCCUCUGUCGUAAGGAAUACUCCAUGGACUGGAUGAAAACUAAAAUUUUUUCUGAAGAUAUUCCUAAGUGUGAUUCCUGUGGGAGCCUGGUAAAACCUGAUAUUGUGUUUUUUGGGGAGAAUCUACCUGCCCGAUUCUUCACUUCCAUGAAAAUAGACUUUCCUCAAUGUGACCUUCUCAUUAUAAUGGGCACAUCCCUGCAGGUUCAACCAUUUGCAUCACUAGUCAGUAGGGUGUCAAACAGCUGUCCUAGGCUGCUCAUCAAUAUGGAGAAAACCGGACAGUCAGAAUUUGGCAUGGGGUUAUUCGGUUUUGGAGGAGGAAUGGAUUUUGAUUCAGACAAAGCUUACAGAGAUGUGGCUCACCUGAGCACCUGUGAUGACGGCUGCAUGGCUCUUGCCGAACUCCUGGGCUGGAAAGCAGAGCUGGAAGAAAUGGUGAAGCGUGAACAUGCUUUAAUUGACAACAAAGAUGCCAAAAAGAAGGACAAGGAAGCAAAUCAGAGCUCCGGAGACACUGGGGCGGAGGCUGGAAAGAGUGACAAGACAGAAUAACCAAUCAGAGCAUGAAGAAGGUUUCCAUGGCAGCCCUAAUAGAUCCAUGUAAUUCACUCCAGUUCUCGAAGCCAAGACUGGCCUUUUCGAGUCUACUGUCGAUCACAUCUUACUGUUUCUCUGAGCUGCUGUGUCUCUCAUCUGCCUGUAAUAGCAAUAUAGAUGUAGAAAUAGUACAGAAACCUAA